AUGAUGCACGAAACAUCCGACCUCUCCUUCGACGAGCUCGUCGACGCGGCGUGCGAGGAGCUCGACCUCGAGCUGAACCGGCCGCCGCCGCCGCCGCCGCCGCCGACGCGCCGCGAGAAACUAGCGAGGUGGUGCCGGCGCAUCCUGCAGGACCGAUUGAAGCCGCCGAUCCAGCGGACGGCGCGCCUCGCGACGACGGUCCUCAACGCCGAGCUGCCCGUCGACGUCGACGCCGUGUCCGGCGCGGCGCUGUCGCUCACGGCGCGCGUCGCGCACGCGGGGUUCCGGACGCUCCGCUGGACGCUGCUCGCGCCGCUCGCGCCGAUCGCGUUCGCGCGGAAUCGAUUAAGGGCGAGGCGAGACGAGGCGCUGCCGCUGCACGCGCCCGCGCGGCCGGCGGCGCCCGCGCGGCCGCGGCGCGACGCCCCGGCGCCCGUCGCGCUGACGCCCGACGCCGAGGCGCCGGCGCGGCCCCCGGCGUCGCCGAGCUUCGCGUCGCCCCGGCCCUCGGCGUCGCCGCAGUUCACGUCGCCCGAGGCCUACCUGCACGGCAACUACGAGGCACCUAGGCCGCCGAGCAUCGCCCCGCGGCAGCUCUUCGACGAGGACGCCGAGGUGGACCUGCCGCCGGCGCGCGACGCGGCGCCGGCGCGCGUCACGCCCGACGAGCGCUUCGCGACGUCGCGGGGCGUCGGCGCGCCCAGUGUCGCAGCAGACCCCCGGGCGGGUACCACGUACCCCGGGCAGUUCCACAACAAUCCCCAGCAUGCGUCUCUCCGCGCCGCCGCCACUGCCGACGAGCGCUUCGCGACGUCGCGGGGCGUCGCGUCCCAGCCGCCGAAGGCCGUCAUCCACACACCUCCGGCGUCGCCGGUCCGGCCGAACGGCGCCGCGGCGCUGGCGCGGAGCCCGAGCGCGGUGGAAGGCUACGCCCUGUAUUAAUGUGACAAUCUUAAACACAAGGCUCCUCGACCACGCGAGAGAGCCCGGGAGCGCGCCGCCGCCGCCGACACGCACGAAAACAAAAACAAACAAAAG
Messenger RNA from Pelagomonas calceolata, 1038 nucleotides. Lineage: Eukaryota; Pelagophyceae; Pelagomonadales; Pelagomonadaceae. The record is from the annotation of a GenBank genome assembly.